ACUAGAGAGAGAGAGAGAGAGAGAGAGAGAGAGGUGGUCGUUCUGAUUGUGGUAUCCCGGUGGGCGCUUCGUUUUGUCAGCGCUGGUGACUUCCAUUGACAACGAAAGAGAAUUGAGGUUGUUGGCGAGGUAUUGUGGUAUUCUCGAACAGAGGAGGUUAGUAAAUGAUGACAUAACAUGUGUCUACAUCUUGGCUUCUGGUGAGGGACGGCUUGGCAAGAGGCAGUCCAAUGUCUGCAGUGUUGUCGAUGUUGAGGCCGUCCUCCCAUCCAUCAACUUCCUAGACUCCGGUCAUUGUGAGGCGGUAUACUGCUGGCUGGGCGCGGGGGAUUGACUGUCUGGGUAGAGGAAAUCUGUGAGAUUGAGUUGGAGAGAAUAUUCAACUGGUUGCCUUGAGGAAAUGUGGGUGCGGAGGUUGGCAAAGAGGAAAAGAGUGAAAGCUAUAGGAAAGGAAAGACUGGUGAUACCUGGAGGAGAAGAGGGGCAAGUGAAGGAAAACAACAGGAAACCUGAGAAGUUGCUGUUUAUGUAUGCAGAGUGCUAUCUUUAAGGGGGAGGUUGUACACGUAUCAAGAAGGAGAGAAAGAGUAGUAGUAGACACAGGGGAAAGCAGAGAGAGGAGAGAGAACGUAGGGAGAAAGAAGGUAGGAAAGACUGGUGAUACCUGGAGGAGAAGAGGGGCAAGUGAAGGAAAACAACAGGAAACCUGAGAAGUUGCUGUUUAUGUAUGCAGGGUGCUAUCUGUAAGGGGGAGGUUGUACACGUAUCAAGAAGGAGAGAAAGAGUAGUAGUAGACACAGGGGAAAGCAGAGAGAGGAGAGAGAACGUAGGGAGAAAGAAGGUAGGGAGAGAGAAGGGAAAACUGUGCACAUGCACAGCAUUCUUUGUCCCAGAGGUUCUUGCCCAGGGGCAAUUGUGAGAGAUUUUAGGUUGCAGAAAGGGGGCAGGUUUCAGUGUAUAAUUCGGGUUAAGCAGUGGGAUGCUGAGCUGAGAGGUUAAUGAUUGGCUGGAAAAGGGAGCUGGGCUGAGGCUGACGUGCACAGGAGGAACAGCAGGAGAGACAUAAGGAAGCAUGCUGAAGAACAAUGGACCAAAUCUUCAUUCGGUCGCCUUAGUUGUUGCUGGAUUCUUCGUUUUGACAACGUUGUCAUUAUCGGCUUUCUUGAUUGUGGAGCAUUUGUCUGCCUUCAAAAAACCAGAGGAGCAGACAUGGAUCAUCGGGGUUAUCAUCAUGGUGCCAAUAUAUGCUGUUGACUCUUUUAUUUCCUUGUGGAAGCCAAAUUUGUCUAUGGUUUGUGAGAUUCUUCGAAACUGUUAUGAGGCAUAUGCCAUUUACUCAUUUGGGUGCUACCUCGUUGCUUGCCUAGGUGGGGAAAGCAGGGUGAUUGAGAAACUGGAAGCACAAGCAGUGGAUUUCUUUGACGAUCCAAGCACUCCGCUUCUUGGUGAAGGUGACAAGGAGCUAGGUUAUGCAGCAACUGUGCAUGAGGAUGAACAACCCUUACUGUCUGCAGCACGUGGAUGUGUUACAGCAUUCUUUGCAAAACAUUCCACUGCGGCAAGUAGGCAAGGCGAGGUCAGGCAUCCGAUUGGCUUGGCCUUCUGCCUUGACCCGUGGAUUGUGGGAGAUCGCUUUUACCGUAUAGUGAAGGUUGGCAUUGUGCAAUAUGAUGUAGCGUUGAGUGCCAUGCGGUCCGGGUUUAGGGAUUUUGCGCGCGAAGUCGUCACCCACAUUGGGGGCGAAGUCAAACAGUUGAGGGACAAUGUAGGGAAGUUUUGUGAGGGCGCCAUUCAGGGUGCCAAAGCUGCAGCCGCUGUAGAAGGAGAGGGCAGACCCCGUAAGGACCUAGUGAAACUUAAGUUCCCAGACGCGUACGGGGGAAAGAAGGACGAGAACUUUGACAACUGGGAGGCCAGUGUCAAUAGUUACAUUUAUUUACAGCAUAUCCUGAUGGAGGAGCAAGUCCUCGUGGCCUUCCAGGCCCUGAAGGACGAAGCGGCUAGCUUCGCUAGGAAGGACGAGAACUUUGACAACUGGGAGGCCAGUGUCAAUAGUUACAUUUAUUUACAGCAUAUUCUGAUAGAGGAGCAAGUCUUCGUGGCCUUCCAGGCCCUGAAGGAUGAAGCGGUUAGCUUCGCCAGGUCUCUCGCGCGUACAGCCGGUUGUGAAAACAACCUGGUUGCAUAUUCCAAAGUCGCUCCUCUUUCCCAAUUCCUCAAGCGCCUCAAGGAGCGGUUCGCUGACCCAACGCGAGGCAUUAGAGCCUCUGAUAAGCUUCAAACGAUCCACUCCCGACAGUGGAGGAGUGCCAAGGCACUCAAGGGUACCAUGGACGACUUGGUAGCCGUCCCGGAUCACGGGGUCACUGAGCCCCAGUUGGUCCAGUUGUUUUAUCGUGCCAUUCCAGAGGCCCUACAUGGGCAUUUCUUUGACAAAUCUCAGCAGGUCGGCAUGACUUACGAUGCAUUGAGUAGAGAAGUCGUCCUGUAUGAGUCGAAGUCUAUGCCAGUUACCACUUUCUGGCACAAGGACCUGGAGAAGAGAAAAAAGUGGAAAGAUCGUACCAUCUCGGGCCAAGUCAAGGCCAAGGAUCACUUGAUCCUGACAUUAGAGGAGGGUGGUGCAGAAGAGGUCCCAUAUGAUCAGAUUGAGUGGGGCCUAGGGGAGGAGUACAGUAGUGUAGGGCAGGGGAGGUCUUACGCUGCUGUCGCGGUUGGAGUGAGGCCGCAAGGUAGAGGAGGAGGCCAGGGCCAAAGGGGCCAGGCCAUGGGAGGCCGAGGACCGGGCGUGCAGGGGGUUGGCGACCAAGGAAACCGCCAAGCGGGAGGUAGGGGUCAAGGUCCCCCGUCAAAUCGCCAAGGUUCAUUCCGGUCCCCACAGUAAGGAGGUGGAAGGGCACCUCAAGGUGGAUGGCACCCAGGCUUGCCGCAGGGCAGGCCCUGGGAAGAUUUGGGCUUGGACCAGCGUAUAUGGCAACAACGCGUGGACCAGGGUCAGUGCGUAUUUUGUGGUGACCCGGGGCACGUAAUCAAAUUUUGUCCCAAGU
This is a messenger RNA of Chara braunii, 3047 nucleotides long. The record is from the annotation of a GenBank genome assembly. Lineage: Eukaryota; Viridiplantae; Streptophyta; Charophyceae; Charales; Characeae.